Dictyostelium purpureum is the source of this 1715-nucleotide messenger RNA. RefSeq lists its product as uncharacterized. The record is from RefSeq and is a predicted model, not a curated record. Lineage: Eukaryota; Evosea; Eumycetozoa; Dictyosteliales; Dictyosteliaceae. The coding region runs from base 213 to 1610 and encodes 465 amino acids. The transcript has 3 exons. Gene Ontology annotation, molecular function: protein-phosphatidylethanolamide deconjugating activity.
GUAAUAAUAACAAUAAUAAUAAUAACAAUAAUAAUAAUAGCAAUAAUAAUAUUAUUAAUUAUAAUAAUACAAAUAGUUUUAGUACAUUAAAUAAUAAUAUUAUACAAUCAAAUUUUUUAGAUGAUGUCAGAUCAUUAAUAUGGUUUAGUUAUAGAAAAGAUUUCCCACCAAUAGAAAACACAACAAUUACAACAGAUAUUGGUUGGGGGUGUAUGUUAAGAACUGGUCAAAUGAUUUUAGCAAGAGCAUUAUUAAAACAUGUUUAUCCAGAUAAUGUUAUAAUUAAUCAUCAAGAAAGGAUUAGAAUAAACUCAAAGUAUAAUCAAGUUUUAAAAUGGUUUAGUGAUUAUCAAUCUAAAGAACAUUUAUAUGGAAUUCAUCAAAUAGUGCAUAUGAAAAAAGCAAUGGAAAAAAAAAUUAGACAAAAAGCAUUGGAGAACUAUGCUCGUCGUAAACAACAAUUACAACAACAGCAACAACAGCGAUAUGGUAAAAAUUCUGUUAGAGUUAGAAUAGAUAAUUAUAGUGAUUCAAGUAGUGACAGUGAGGAUGAAUGGGAUAAUGUCGAAGAGUGGCUAGCACCAACCAAAAUUUCAAAUGUAUUAAGACAAUUAGUAAAAAAUCAAAACCUUGAUGAUUUGGAAAUGUAUGUACCAAAUGAUGGUGUUAUCUAUAGAGAAUAUAUAAAUCAACUAUGUAAUCCAUAUUACUUUAAUAAUUAUAAAAAUAAUGACCAAAAUAAUCAAAACAAUUUAUCAAUGAAUCAAUCACCACCAUCAAGAGUACCGAGCGAAGUUUUUAAUCAUCCACUUAGUGUAAACGAUGAUGAUCAAGACUAUUACCACUUUAACCCAAAUAAAUGGAAAUCUUUAAUUAUAAUGAUCCCAUUAAAAUUGGGCGUCGAUAGAAUUAAUACUUCAUAUAUACGCAAGUUAAAAUCAAUCCUUUCAAUACCACAAAGCUUAGGAUUUAUUGGUGGUAAGCCAAAGCAAUCAUUUUAUUUUAUUGGUUUCCAAGAUGAUCAAGUAAUUUAUUUAGAUCCACAUUUUGUUCAAGAUACUGUUGACCCAAGCUCCAAUAACUAUUCUGAGACUUUCUGUGGUUGUAUUCCUCAAAAAAUGUCAUUUUCAAAUAUUGACCCAUCAUUAUCGGUUGGAUUCUAUUGUAAAGAUAAAUCAAGCUUUGAUGAUCUUUGUGAUAGAUUAUCAAAACUUGAAAAUGAUGAAUUCCCAAUUAUCUCUAUAUCAAAUAAAUUACCAGAUUAUCAAUUAGAAGUUGAUUUGGUUGAAGAUUUUUAUGAAAACUUAGCUGGAGCCACUAGUGUUACAACGGCCAAUCAAAAUUUUAAUAAUAAUAUUGCAAACUUAAAUCCAAAUAUGAAUACCAGUGUUAAAUUUGGAAGCUUUGAUACAGAUGAUGAAUUCCAACUUGUAAAUAAUAAUAAAUUUAAUAAUAAUAAUAAUAAUAAUAGUAUCAAUAAUAAACAAUUACCUAAAUCACAUCAACAAUCAACAAAACAGCAAAAAGAUAAAGAACAAUUUUCAGCAAUUUACAGUCAUCCUCCAAAUUUCUCAAGUGAUGAUGAAAUAGAUGAUUUUACUUUUGUUUAAAAUUUAAUAAUAGUUGCAAAAUAAUAAUAAUACCAAAUUUAAAAAGUUUUUUUUUCUAAUAAAAAAAAUUUUCAUUGUAUAUUAAUCAUUUAAUAUAAAAAACAU